AGCGAGACUUUUACCUCUUGUCUCGUUCCGAGCCCAGCAUGCCGCCCGCGGAGGGGCCGCGGCGGCUCAGCUCCGCGCCUCCCUGCUGAGGCGAUGCGGGCGGCGCGGCCGGGCCGGAGGUAGCGCGUCCCCCGGCACCAUGAGGGAAGAGCGCGGCGCCGCCGCCUGCCCCGGGCCCGGCAGAGCCCCCCCGGCGUCCCCCGAGAGCCUGCGGAACGGCUACGUGAGGAGCUGCGCGACCCCGCUGCGGCGGGACCCGCCGGGCAGCCUGGUGUGGCUGCUGCCCGCCGCCCCGCGGGCGCUGCUCAGCCUGGGCGCCCUGGCCGCCCUCCUGCUCUCGCUGCUGGCCUUGCAGGGCCGGCAGGACGGCGGCGGCUGGCGGAGCCCCCGGCCGCUGCACGCCGUGCUGUGCCUGUCCCGCUGCCUCAGCCCCCUCUUCAGCAUCGCCUGUGCCUUCUUCUUCCUCACCUGCUACCUGGGCGCCGGCGGCGCGACCCGCCGCUGGCUGCUGGCGCUCCCCGUCUGCUGCUACUGGGGGGACUUCGUGGCGCUGCAGUGGCUGCUGCCCGCGGAGGGGCGAGAAGAGGAGCCCCGGCCCCGCGCCGAGCCGCAGAUGGUCCCGGGGCGGCUGCUGACCGUGCUGGGCUCGGUGGCGGCGCUGACCCUGCUGCGGAGCUCCCUGAAGUUGAGCCGGAGCCUCCUCGUCUUGGUCUUCUCGAGCCUGGUGUGGCUGGUGUCCCUGACCAGCCUUCACUCGCUACCCCCAGCCCUCAGACCGCUGCUGGCCGGCUCGGUGGCGGUGGCAGGCUGCCUCCUGGCACUCUGCGGCGCGGAGCGCGGCAUCUUCUCGGCUCGGAGCCCAGAGGAGCACCACCAGCAUCAUCACCACCACCCACGGCUCCCCAGCGUGGAAGAAAAAGUGCCUGUGAUCAGACCCAGGAGGAGAUCUAGCUGCGUAUCCUUAGGAGAAACUUCGGCCAGCUACUAUGGCAGCUGCAAAAUGUUUAGGAGACCCUCGUUGCCUUGCAUUUCCAGAGAGCAGAUGAUACUUUGGGAUUGGGAUUUGAAGCAAUGCUACAAGCCCUAUUACCAGAAUGCUGGCAGUGGAAAUGGAGUUGAUCUUUCAGUACUAAAUGAGGCUCGAAGCAUGCUAACAGACCUCCUGACUGACCCAUCCCUUCCACCACAAGCGAUUUCUUCCCUUCGAAGCAUUAACAGUUUGAUUGGUGCUUUCUCAGGCACAUGCAGGCCAAAGGCUAGUCCAUUCGCACCAUUUCCUGGUUUCUUCCCCUGUCCUGAAAUAGAGGAUCCUGCUGAAAAAGGAGAUCGAAAGCUGCUGAAGGGAUUAAAUAGCAGGAGUAGCCUGCCAACACCACAGCUGAGAAGAACUUCAGGAAUUUCUCCUAUAGAAUCAGCGUCUUCUAGAUGGGAACGGAGUAACAGCAAGAGAUCUCAUCAGGAAUAUAACACAUCAAGCCAAGGAUCUCGUUCAAAUGGGUCUUUUGGUGCAAACUUGCUGGCAAUACCAAAACAAAGAUCAUCUUCUAUGUCAUUGACUCAUCAUAUGGGUCCCAGACGAGGAGGUACUUCUCCUGGUGUGAGUCCUGUGAGUUCCCCUGGUCAUGGAUCUGCCUCCGGUGGGGCUUUCAGCACCUGGUCACCUGUAGAAUUUCCUGAUACUGCUGAUUUUCUUACAAAACCAAGCAUUAAUAUACAUAGGUCUCCAGGAUACACAUUUAGUUCUCCAGAUUUUCAGCAGCAAGUUAAAACACCUGUAGGUUAUAUGUGUAGCAGCUGUGGACAUCAGAUACUCAAGCCUAUUCCAACACCAGAACCAGAAUUUGCAGAAUGUAAAGACAGAAAAUCAGGUGAAACUGGAAUUGCUAGUGUUUCAAAAGAAUCUUUCCACCAUACAGAGAAGAAUAAAGAUGAAAGGAAGGAAAUGGUCAAUCAAACACAAAAUAAUCUGCUUGUGGAGGAGAGUCCUACAUUAGAAACAAUGUUGUUAGACCAUGAUUCACUAAUGGAGAAGAUGAACAAUUGGAAUUUCCAAAUUUUUGACCUUGUACAAGAAAUGGGAGACCAGUCUGGAAGGAUCCUUAGCCAGGUAACUUAUACCUUGUUUCAAGACACUGGUUUGUUUGAAAUUUUCAAAAUUCCAACUCAAGAAUUCAUGAAUUACUUCCAUGCACUAGAAAGUGGCUACCGAGAUAUUCCCUAUCACAAUCGUAUACAUGCCACAGAUGUUCUUCAUGCAGUAUGGUACCUGACAACACGACCCAUUCCUGGAUUUCAGCAAAUUCAUAAUGAGCACAUAAUGGAAAGUGAUAUGGGCAUCAAACAAUUUCAAGGACCAAGUCAAAUAUUUUCUUCCUUCUUCUCCCCUUCUGAUGAUGGCAAUGAAGCCAGUGAUAUUGCCUCUGUUCAAGUCAGCUAUAUUUCUUCAAAAAGUUGUUCUAUUGCUGAUGACAGUUAUGGGUGUCUAGCAUCAAACAUUCCUGCUUUGGAAUUGAUGGCUUUAUAUGUAGCAGCUGCCAUGCAUGAUUAUGAUCAUCCUGGUCGUACAAAUGCUUUUCUAGUGGCUACAAAUGCACCUCAGGCUGUUCUCUACAAUGACAGAUCAGUCUUAGAAAAUCACCAUGCUGCUUCUGCCUGGAAUCUUUUCUUAUCACGACCAGAAUACAACUUUUUAUCAAAUCUAGAUCAUGUAGAAUUCAAGCGUUUUCGUUUCUUAGUGAUUGAAGCAAUCCUUGCCACAGAUCUCAAGAAGCAUUUUGAUUUCCUUGCAGAAUUUAAUGCCAAGGUCAAUGAUAUCAACAGUCAUGGUAUAGAAUGGAGCAAUGAAAAUGAUCGCCUUCUGGCCUGUCAAAUAUGUAUCAAACUGGCAGAUAUUAAUGGCCCAGCAAAAGUAAGAGAGCUGCAUCUGAAAUGGACAGAAGGCAUUGUUAAUGAGUUUUAUGAACAGGGUGAUGAAGAAGCAAGUCUUGGAUUGCCCAUAAGUCCCUUCAUGGAUCGUUCUUCUCCACAGCUUGCUAAAUUGCAAGAAUCUUUCAUCACUCAUAUAGUUGGCCCCCUUUGUAAUUCCUAUAAUGCAGCUGGGUUGCUUCCAGGGCAGUGGGUUGAUGAAGAGGAGGAGGAUGCAGAAAGUACUGAAGAAGAUGAUGGAGCACAGCUAGAGAGUGAUGAUGAAGAAAUGGAAGAUGGUGUCAUUUUAAAAUCUCAAAGAAAAAAAGGAAGACGAAUAUUUUGCCAGCUAAUGCACCAUCUUAGUGAAAAUCACAAAAUCUGGAAGAAAGUGAUUGAAGAGGAGGAAAAAAAUAAAGCUGAAGGAAUUAAACUGCUGACUGAGAUCUCAUCUUUACCUCAAGCAGAUGAAAUUCAGGUUAUUGAGGAAGCUGACGAAGAAGAUGAGCGACAACUAGGAGAAGACAAGACAUGCUAAGGAAACUUCAGUGGUGUCCAGUAUGAUGACAGCCUAUUUCACUGUGCUGACUUUAGCCCAACACAGUUCACAUAAAACUGAAAGGCCUUAAUACUGUGAGAGGAUUCUUUCUACUCUAGUGGAAUCCCACUCCUAUGCACUUUUGCCACACAGAGUAUGAAACUUUAUUCCAAGAUUGAGUAUUGUAUACCCUGAUGCAAAGUUCUUUAUGCCUUAGUUGGUAUAAAAUAUCCUGAUAUAAUGCUGCCUUGCUGAAUAUGGAACUUUCCAUGAGGUACCUGCAAUUUUUAAAACAUUCAGUGACCUAAUUACCAAAGUGGCAAGAACUUUUGCUGAGAAAGAAAUGUGGGAUGAAUCCUAGUAUUGUCUUGAGUUGCUUAUUUCAUGUUGGUUUCGAACAUGAAUAAGAAAAAAUCUGUGCCUAUAUGAAAAGUAUAUUACCGUUGCAGUGCAAGCCUGUUGUGGGGUGUCUACUUAGUGCAGUAGUGUGCUUAACGUAGUCAUCUCAGAUCAACUGUUCAAGGACUGUGACAUAAAUGCUGAAUUCUGAUAUUUGUGGUUUAAAAAAAGAAGAAAAAUCCAGGUGCAUCUGUUUCUGAUGCUUUUUAUUAUUGUGCAUAAUCUAAUAAUGUUUUAUUUUUGCAGAAAAUAUUCAGGUUUGCAGUGGAUGUUUAUGAUAAUUCAUUGAGUACAAGGCCAUUAUCAUCUGUUCCCUUGCUGGUUUGUGGCAGAACAUUAAAAACCUGUUCAACUACUUAAAUUAUUAAGGAAUUUUAUUCUUUUAGUCAUAAUACUACAUUUUCUGCCCUUAUUUAGGUUCCUGUUUAAAAACAAGUCAACCACAUGACAGAUUUUUAUCAAAAAUUUACCAAUUUCCAGUAUUAUAUUUUAAGGAAAUAAGAUCGUAUUUCAUUUAUUCUUUGUAUGUAAAACUUUAGAAUAAUUAAAGAUUUAAAAAACAAACAAACAAAAAAGACAUAAGCUACUGUUUCAAAAUGGCUAGCUUACUGUAAUGUGCCCCGCAUAUUUUCUCCCUUCACAGACAUAGCUUAUAUUACCUUCAAGUUUGAUGUAUAUCCUGAAAUAUACAUAUGGAAAGCAGAAUGUGAAAACUCCAUGUAAAGCCUAAUAGUGAGAUAAACAUCAUGGUACUAUAUUACAUUUCAGAUUGUUGAGUUUUUGAAUAAGAAAUUUGGAAAUUCCACACAAAUACUUUUUUAGGAGCACUACCAUUGUAGGUUUAAUUGGAAAAUAAGGAGCAUAAAUUAGGCUACAGGUAUUUUGGAAAGCCACAAAUAAAGUUAGUUUUAAGAGUACAUCUCUUAGUACUAAACACAUAUAUGCUGUGCUGUUGAAUAAAAACAACUGCACAGGUGCAAGUUGCUAAAUGUAUCUUAGCAUAUUUGUGUUUAUGUUUACAUCGGUUGACUUGAAAAAAAAAGGUAACAUUCUUAAGACCACCUUGCAUAAUUUGUAUUGCGGUAUUUUACACAAACACGUUUUUAUUCUGCUCUUUGAUUGGCCAUUUUAAAUAACUGAAAGGAAUUCUUUUUAAUUUUCCACUAAUAAGCUUUUUGUUGAUCCAUUUAGAAGACCACUGAGAAGUGCUUUUGCUAUUUUGUAUACUCAGUGCCAACCCCCCUUUGCUGGCAUUACUACUAUCACUGCAUUUUUUGUAACACAAGCAGUGUUAAAACCAGAUAUUUCUGUCAUUAAUAAAAUAUUGCACUAUUGAAGCUGGCACUUAUUGAUCAUUCACUUGUGUUUUACAUUUGUUGUUCAUAUGUUUUCCUAACAGAUAAUUUGAAGACAACAGAAAUUAUGCUUCUUUCAGCAUGCUGUUCUCAGGACUUUGUGUUUAGCCUAUGUGUUUGUACAUAAAAAAAAAUUACUUUAAUACUGUUUAGUUACAUUUUUGCUUUGACUGAUAAAAAGGCACAAAUGAGGUUGUCUAAAGUUACUGUUAUAUUAUAUAACAGUUUUCCAUUUAGUUUCUUCUCUUGAAAAAAUAAUUAUAAAAAACUAAUAUAAAGGAAGAAUAAGCAAGUAACAACAACAAAAAAAUCUUUCACCAAAGCAUUGGCAGCAUUUAUAUCUGAUGACGACACUGCCAGCAACUUUCUUAUCUCAGGUUUCCAUUAAAUUCUUACUGAAGCAAUUUUUAGAUUCAGAAACAAGUAACAAACCCCAAUUUUUAAAUAAACUAUAAUGCUAAUAAAUUUCCAAGUAGAUAUUUUCAAGUUACAAUAGCUUGCUUCAAAGAUAUGUUUAAUUAUGAAUGUAUUAAAAAUUCACCUUAAAAUGUCUAUUAUUUAUGUAUACAUUAUUUGUGACGUUACUAUAUGAGCAAGGGUAGAAGAAUGUACAAAUGUCUUCAAAGGUUGGUUGAGGGCUUUUGCAGAAGUCCAUAUAGGUGUAGUUGGAAGUGUCUCAGUCUUUCAAAAACAUUGAUGGAGAGUCAUUUGAAUGUUGAUUGAGCUGUUGUCAAGAAUAAUACAUCUCCAUAUAGAGCACAGCAAUUAUUUUGGUAUCAAGCCACUGAGAAAUUGCCAUCAAUUUAAAUCUGUGAUCACAUUUCAAUUCACAGCUAUCAAGUGAUGCUAAGGAGCACAGAAAAGCACACAAAAGAACACUUGAAAACUACUUUCUAAAGUAACACUACCUUUUAUUUUUUUCAAAGAAGCAGGCCAAAUUAGGCUAUGGUAGAUAUACUUUUUAUGGAUAAUAUUCUCAAGUUUCAGCAAAGUCUUCAGCCCCUUUCCUAUCAAGAGUCUCCUGUCUCCUCAUUGCCUUCUUUUACAAUGCAUGUUGGAUUACUUGCUUCUGUGCAUACAGUGCAUACAGAACUAGGCUGCAAAUGUUCCUACCACGACCCAAACUCCCUCCAUGCCUCUGAAGCCCUCUGGGUGUGAUGGUGGUACUAAACUAGUCAAAAAGUACUGCUUGUAUCCUCUUCUUGUGAGUUCUUCCUUCAUGAAAAUGUUAGACAAUGAGUCUAAGAUCCAAAAUGAAAGACUGGUGUAACAUUAUUUAAGGUAAGUCCAAAUUAACAAAGUUUGCACAAGACCUGAUUUGCUUUCUGCAUAGAGCCAUUUCUUCUCUGUACUUGCAUUCAAUUUUAGGCACAACCAGUGGCAGGUGAAUCAACGAGAGGAUUCAAGAGCUCACUUUUAGCUCUGGUGCUUCCUCCUGGGCAGGCAUAGUUGAGGUCGGACUUCUGGUUCCUCUAAAAGCACACACAGAAUUUGAGGUAAUCCAGUGUGUGGCACUAACAGUUGUGGGGCAGUACUUUCCCUUUUGUCCAAAUAACCUUUGAGAAGAUGUGAGUGGUGCAGAACUGGAAGUGUCUCAUGCUGAUGAGUACGAGAUAAGGAAUCCCCAACUGUGAGACGGGUUUUAGAGUAAAGGAAGUGAAUUAGCUUAGGUGAUAAGAAUUAUGAAGAACAAGUAAGAAUGGCAUACACACACACAUAAAAGAUACAUUCUUAUUCAGAGGAGAACCUUGUUGUUUCAAGCUAGUUCUUCACAAGAAUAUAGGAACAGGAUUGUAAGAAUAUUUUGGAUUGGAUAUUUUAUAAACUGGACUAUUUGGAUUGUUAGAAAUUACAAUAGAAGUGAAAAUUUGUACUACUAAUGAUGAUGCAAUUAACAUAAGUUGUGAUGGAAGUUAAAGAAAAUGGCUUUUUCUGUUGCCAAUAAAGAUUAGAUGAGAGAAAAUAAAUAUACUAAGU
Cuculus canorus (common cuckoo) is the source of this 7173-nucleotide messenger RNA. It is a transcript of the gene PDE3B, whose product is annotated as phosphodiesterase 3B. NCBI's taxonomy places the organism in Eukaryota, Metazoa, Chordata, Aves, Cuculiformes, Cuculidae. The record is from RefSeq and is a predicted model, not a curated record. Bases 140 to 3442 code for a protein of 1100 amino acids. Gene Ontology annotation, biological process: signal transduction. Gene Ontology annotation, molecular function: 3',5'-cyclic-AMP phosphodiesterase activity; protein kinase B binding. The transcript has 17 exons. Gene Ontology annotation, cellular component: membrane.